Messenger RNA from Cucurbita moschata (crookneck pumpkin), 1630 nucleotides. RefSeq lists its product as uncharacterized. The record is from RefSeq and is a predicted model, not a curated record. Bases 601 to 1518 code for a protein of 305 amino acids. Lineage: Eukaryota; Viridiplantae; Streptophyta; Magnoliopsida; Cucurbitales; Cucurbitaceae. The transcript is spliced from 6 exons.
GACACGUUCUGCUCUUCGACGGAUUAGAAUUUAGAAUAUAAAUCACAAAUCUUUAACCGAAUUCUUCUUCUUCUUCUGAGUCUGAGUCUGAAACGAUUGAGAAAAGAAGGAUCUGUUUUUGCAGUUCUGUUCUUCCUUCCCCUGUUUUUCUGUGUGUCUCGCUAUACUCUGUUUUUGCUCUGCCGUUUCUUUUCCCCUUUUUCUGUUGGGUUUACUGCCUUCAUUUCGUCAUUUUUCUAUACCCGAAAAAACUAAUCAUUAGUCCAGGAAUUAUGGGUUUCUGUUGUGAAAAUUAAAGGAAAGUAAUCCGUUCUUGGUUGCGUAGCGUAUCCUCAUUUCCUCCUUCUAGUUUUAGCCUCUGUUCUUCAUUGAAACCCGUUUCGGAUUUGGGUGUUUUCUCUGUUUUGGCUGUUUUUCUUUCUGGGUUGUUUCCUUUUUGGAUCAAAAAGGGUUAAAAUCUGAAGGAUUGAAGAAACGAAUUGGGGUUUCCGCAUUACCAGCGAGGAAUCUGAGUGAAUAAAAGAAGAAGAAGAGAAGAAUCCGUAAGAACACAGUUUGUUUCUCUCAAAUCCCGACAAUAUUUCAGCUCGGUUUUCUGGAAUGGCGUCGAAUUUGGAUUGUUUUCUUCAUUGCACAACACCAGUGGUUCAAUCCCAAUUCCUCCCAAAGACAGAAAUCAGGAAUCUCAAUCGAGUAUGGCAUCCAUGGGAGAGAGAAAAAGUGGAAUAUUUCACUCUGAGUGAUAUCUGGAACUGCUACGAUGAAUGGAGUGUUUAUGGAGCCAAAGUUCCAAUCACUUUAAGCAAUGGAGAAACAUUAACUCAAUAUUACGUUCCUUAUCUCUCCGCCAUCCAAAUCUUCACUGGUUUUAGGGUGGAAACAGAGUCCGGCGACGGAGAUUCUUACAGCGAUUGUUGCAGUGAAGAAAGUGAUAGCGAUAAACUAUGGAGAUGGGAUGGAACUGGAAGCAGUUCCUCUGAAGAUGGAGGAUCCGAACAAGAAUCGCUUCUGCAUCAAAACGAUCGAUUGGGUUACCUUUACUUUCAAUUCUUUGAGAAAUCAACUCCAUAUGGAAGAGUCCCUUUACUGGAUAAGAUCAAUGGAUUAGCUCGAAGAUUCCCAGGUUUGAUGACAUUGAGGAGUGUGGAUCUGUCGCCAGCAAGCUGGAUGGCUGUGUCUUGGUACCCAAUUUAUCAUAUUCCCAUGGGAAGAACUAUCAAGGACUUGUCCACUUGCUUCCUCACUUAUCAUACUCUGUCAUCUUCAUUUCAAGAUAUAGAGAUGGAGGAGGAGGGAGAGAUGAAGCGGCGGCUGCAGAGGGAAGCCGGGGAAGGGAUAGCGGUGGCGGCGUUCGGGGUGGCGACGUACAAGAUGCAAGGGAGUCUGUGGGUGGCGGGUAACGGCGGUCGGGACCAGGAGAGGCUGGUGGCGCUGUCGAGUGUGGCGGAGUCAUGGCUAAAGCAACUGAGAGUCCAGCAUCAUGACUUCAAUUACUUCACUGGCCUUCGCCAUGGCUAACACAAUGAGUCAAUCAUAUAUCAUUUUCUUCUGCUUAAAAACCCAUCAAUUUCAUACUCUUAAUGUAUUCAAAGUUUUAAUCAAAUAUACGGAUCGUUUUGGUUUGGUUUAA